AUGGCGUCGAAGAAGACAGCUGGUGGAGAUGAUGGCAACUCAAAUCAGCUCGAGAAAGUACAAGCGAGAAGAAGAUGGUCAAACGCAGAAGAUGGGGCGCUGGUGACCGCGUGGUUAAACACCAGCAAAGAUGGCGUCAUUGCAAAUGAACAGAAAGCUCAAGCGUUUUGGAAACGGGUUUGCAACUACUAUCAUGGGUGUACUGCGGUGAAGGACUUCCCUCCUCGCCUGUGGAAUACUUGCAAGCAGAGAUGGACGAAAAUAAACAAAGAAGUGCAGUUGUUUUGCGGAUGCUUUGACCAGGCGAGCCGUCAAGCUACAAGCGGCCAAUCCGAUGAUGAUAUCUUCCAGAUGGCUUACAAGUUCUAUUACCAGGAUCAUAAGACCAACUUCAUCUUAGACCAUGCGUGGAGAGCUCUUAGAAACGAUCAGAAGUGGCGUUCUCUUAAUAGAGAUAAAGGCAAAACGCAGAGCAAAAAGAGCACAGCCACAUGA
Messenger RNA from Microthlaspi erraticum, 495 nucleotides. Lineage: Eukaryota; Viridiplantae; Streptophyta; Magnoliopsida; Brassicales; Brassicaceae. The record is from the annotation of a GenBank genome assembly.